AUGACGUUUCAUCGAGAUUUGGAUUUCUCAGGACUUCAAAUUCAUAACCAAUACCCAAAAAAACAUAAAUUCCCACUAUUAAAGCUUCCUAACGUAGUUCUUCUUGAAUGUAUCGGCAAUUUGGAUGUUUUGGAAGUAGAAAUCGAUGAUGAGAGUACAUACACGCUAAAAGAGGAUGAAGAAUAUGUCAAUCUAAUCAGAAGUGAUGGGAUGAUUGGAUCUGUAUUCUACGGCUACGCAGGGAAUGAAGGCGAGAAGAACCUUAUAGAAUUUAUGUUACAAGUCUGGCGUAGACAAACUUAG
This is a messenger RNA of Caenorhabditis briggsae, 303 nucleotides long. NCBI's taxonomy places the organism in Eukaryota, Metazoa, Nematoda, Chromadorea, Rhabditida, Rhabditidae. The coding region runs from base 1 to 303 and encodes 100 amino acids. The record is from RefSeq and is a predicted model, not a curated record. The transcript is spliced from 2 exons.